Messenger RNA from Brachypodium distachyon (stiff brome), 2926 nucleotides. Its product is annotated as zinc finger BED domain-containing protein RICESLEEPER 2. The coding region runs from base 482 to 2590 and encodes 702 amino acids. NCBI's taxonomy places the organism in Eukaryota, Viridiplantae, Streptophyta, Magnoliopsida, Poales, Poaceae. The record is from RefSeq and is a predicted model, not a curated record. The transcript is spliced from 3 exons. Gene Ontology annotation, molecular function: DNA binding; protein dimerization activity.
CUGGGGCUCGAGCUUGGUGGGGGUCGGACUAGGAAACCCUCUAGCUUUCCAUUAGUUCCCUGGAUUCCCGAGAUCGCUUGCUUGUUGCGGCUGACUGUGUCGUGAUUUCGGGGAUUGGGUUUUCGGGCGGGGUAGGUGAGGGGGAUUUAGUGAAGGGACUUCGUUUAUGUUUCGUUUAAGCAGUUCCCAGCAUUUCGCGAAAUUUUAGCCGGAUCUGUGUGGUGCCAGAGGCGUUCUGUAGUGCGAGUGUUUACUUAGCGUAUGGGUAGCCAGUAUGUUGGAAGCGAACAUGGCGAAAUUUAGUCGGACCGCUACAUGGAAGGCCAUCAUGGUUUCCAGUUCGUCAGGGGAGUGUACCGAGUCUUUUGACCUUUUUGUUUCUGCACAAGAGAGAAACACCUAUAGCCAUUUACUUCUGCUUAUUGGUUUAGUAUUGACUGUUACAUGAUCUGCUGCAGUGUUUGACCUCAUACGGGACAGCAUGAUGGAACAGGCAACGAUGGAAAUUCCGAUUGCUGGCACAGUGAGCACUACAGUGGUGCCUGUGCCCGCGGUGCACAAUCCGCGGGCUCGCAAGUUGCGCUCUGCAGUUUGGAAGGACUUCACUAAGGAGCACCGUGCUGACGGCAACUGUGUUGCUAUCUGUAACCACUGCAAGAAGCAGCUCACAGCGACCAGCAGGUCAGGCACCACACACCUACGCAACCACCUCGCAAUCUGCAACACCACCUCGACACGCCGUGCUGGCAAGCGUCGAAAGCUCAUUGUACGCCGUAUUCUCCAAAACAAAACCUCCACUGAUGGGCGUCCCGGUGAUGGGCAUGCCUCUGGCGAGGACCAUGACAAUGAUAGCACACACUUUGAUCAAGAACUCAGCCGACAGGAUCUCGCCCGUAUGAUUGUCCAGCAUGGCUACCGAUUUUCAAUAGUGGAUGAUCUAGGGUUCCAAAGGUUCGUGAAGAACCUCCAGCCACAGUUUAGCAUGGUGUCAUAUGAGGUAGUGAGAGCUGAUAGCAUGGCAAUUUAUGAAAGUGAGAGGCUUAAGCUGCAGGAUGUGCUCCUCAAAACACCUUGUCGGGUUAGCAUCUCAGUUGAUAUGUGGCGGUCGAGUGCACAGAUGGACUACUUGUGUUUGACCUGCCACUACAUUGAUCAUGCCAGUGAUGAGUGGAAACUUAGGAAGAAAAUUCUCAACUUUGUGCAUGUUGAGGAACAUUUUACAGCUAAUCAGAUUGCCAAUCUCAUUGUGGAAAAGUUGCAAGAGUGGGGCAUUGACAGGAAGCUAGCUGCCAUUGUACUAGACAACUGCACCUCUGCUGACAUUGUUGCCACAGAGCUUAUCAGAGUUAUGCAGCCUAGGAGACUUCUCCUGUUAAACGGGAAUUUGUUCCACGUGCGCUCUUGUGCACAUAUUCUAAAUCAAACAGUCGAAGAAAGCUUGGAACAAACAUCUGACAUAAUUAAUAGAGUCCGCGAGAUGAUUCAGAAUGUCAAAUUUUCACAAGAAAGGCUUCAAAAGUUUCUGGGUAUCGCAAAGCUGCUGCAGAUUGACCAAAAACUGUUGGUUCUUGAUUCUCCUAACAACUGGCCAUCCACUUUCUUAAUGUUUGAUUCUGCAUGCUACUAUCAUGAUGUGCUUCUGCGCCUUGCAGAACAGGAAGCACAUUAUGCUGCUUUCUUGACUCCUAAGGAGUGGGCUGAUGUGAAGGCCCUCACUGAAAUCCUGGAUGCACUCAAUAAUACAAUGGAGAAGUUUCCAGUAGAAAACCCAACCGCAAACCUCUAUUUUAAUGACAUGUGUGAGAUCCAUGUUCUAUUGAACACCUGGCGCAACAGUCCUUCUCCUCUUGUUGCACAAGUGGCUGGCCGAAUGCUGAAAAAAUUUGAGGGGUACUGGGAUCUUACAAGGCCAGUAAUGGCAUUUGCAUCCAUACUGGAUCCUCGGUACAAGAUGAAGUCGAUUGAGUACUUUUUCCAGCUGAUUUACGGGAACGACCAAUUUACAGCAAAAGCGACAAUAGAAGCCAUAAAGCAAACCUUCACCAGUCUGUGCAAUGAGUAUGAACAUUCAGCCAAUUCAUUGAAGAAUCCAGCUGCUGUCUUCUACUCUGGAAACAGUGGUUCUUGCAUGAGCUCUGUGUACAACAAUGGGAAUGAUUCUAAGACCUUCUCUCGCAUUACAUUAUCAGAUGCCCGGCGGGGACUUGAUCAGUAUAUUCAGGAGUCAUCAUCAGGCCAAUCCUUAAAGUCUGACUUGGACAUGUAUCUUGAGGAAGCUGUCUAUCGUCAAAAAGAAGGGAAUCAAGACAAUUUUGACAUCCUGGGAUGGUGGAAGUCCUUUGCUGCAAAGUAUCCUGUCCUUUCUCAAAUGGCCCGUGAUAUUCUAGCUAUCCCUGUAUCCAUCAUCCCAUUAGACAGUGAAGCCCGGAUGCUAAAUGAGUAUCUUAGUACAAUGGACCCUUCAACAGUCGAGGGAUUGGUCUGUGCGCAAGAUUGGUUACGUGCAGACAUAGAUGUUGCUAAUUCAGAUGGUCAUGCAGAUGAUAAAGUGCCACAUGGAGAUGAAAUUAUUGUAGCACCAAAUAGUUGACUCUUCGCGGUGAAUGCUUUCCAAGGAGAUGUUUAUUGAUGCUCAACUGUCGAAGAACCAGCAACUUUAUCCUGUAAAUCUAUCAUUCUAGUUCUAGACUAUCUGUACAAUGGGGUCUUGGUGUUACCGCCAAAAGGAAGGCUAACAUUGCGCAGCCAUCUGGUACCAUUUUUAGACAAUCUGCUCUGUAUUAUUGUAAUCCAUGGUUUUGAUGUGUAUCGUGCUGCCCAAACGUCUCCCCGGGGCCCGGGCCCUGGACCCUAGCACCGGAAUGCUUGGAGUGGUAUUGACAUUGAACAAGUGGAAGGUAAUAUCAACUUUUAUCAUUCAACUCUA